Molecule: messenger RNA, 1614 nt
Organism: Penicillium verhagenii
Lineage: Eukaryota; Fungi; Ascomycota; Eurotiomycetes; Eurotiales; Aspergillaceae
Exons: 2
Coding region: 1-1614 (537 amino acids)
Source: RefSeq, a predicted model, not a curated record
AUGGGCAACACACUCUCGGCAUACGAACAGACCCCUCACGAGAUUGAUCUGGGCCCCAAAGGAACUAUUCAAGGCCUCCAAUUCGACAAAAAGUCUCGGCUAUAUGCAGGUAUUCCUUACGCGUUACCCCCAGUUGGUCCACACCGCUGGCGGAAACCUCGCCCACUCCCAGCCGAUUUUAGCUAUACCCAGUCCAAUGGGCAACCAUUCGAUGGAUCCACCUUUCGCCCAGUCUGCCCCCAAGAAGCUUUCGCCGGUGGGGCGGAGAAGGAUAUAGGACCAGACACCUACAGCGAAGACUGUCUACUACUGAAUAUCUGGACUCCCGUCGAGGAACCUGGGAACCCUGACAAGAAAUGGCCGGUUGUCCUUUGGCUCCACGGCGGCUGGUUCCAGUUGGGGGAACCCCUCCAAGAGGCGGGUAUGGACCCCACCGAAAUGAUCUCCACCGGAAGACUGAACGCCAUUGUCAUCGGAAUCGGGUAUCGCCUCAACAUUUUUGGCUUCUUGGCAGGCGAAGCGCUAUUGGAGGAAAGUAAUGGAGAGAGUGCCGGAAACUUUGGUCUUUGGGACCAGCGCCUGGCCAUGGAAUGGGUCUACGAAAACAUUGCCGCUUUUAACGGUGACGUGAACAACAUCACGCUGGGAGGACGCAGCGCUGGUGCUUAUGGAGUGCAUGCGCAAGUGCUGCAUGAAUUCCGGCAAGAAUCGCUGCCUCAGCUCUUCCACAGAUUCUACAUGUACUCCAAUGCUAUCCCUGCACAGCCGAAGGCACUUGCUGAUGUGAAGCCACAAUUUGAGGAGCUCUGUGAUUACUUUGGUGUCUCGGUUGGUCUAUCGGGCCCGCAGAAGAUAGACAAGCUUCGCGAGGUUGAUCACAUGGACCUCGUUGGAGCUAUCAAACACCUCAAAAACCAUACCUUUCGCCCUGUCACUGAUGAGCUGUUUAUUUUCUCUGGCUUUACAGAGUACCACCGAAGCGGUGCUUUUGCUCGGCAAUUCCAGAAAAGACGCCUGCGCGUCCUGAUUGGAGAAGUGCUUAAUGAGGAAACUCUAUACGCGACGUAUAAUAGCCCCGAGCCUAAUAUUGAUUCUCUGCGUCUGCAGCUGUCAAACUACUAUGCCCCCGCAGCCACGGAUCGGAUCUUGAAAUCCUACACGCUACCUUCAACUACCGAUGCAGAGGAAUGGAAGAAAGUCUACGGGAAUAUCAUCGCGGAUGGCCAAGUCCGCGCACCAUCUCGCUGGCUAGUCAAUUCAUUGUCCAGUCAUGGAGUGCCCUUGCGUGAUAUCUGGCGAUACCGGAUUGCAUACAGGCUAUCUUUUAUCACCGACAAGGUCGCUCCACGGGCUUUUGGUGUUUCCCAUGCGAUGGAUAAACCAUUUUGGAACUUUGCCAUUCUUCAUGGCCCAACACCUGAAGAGAGAGAUCUAAUGGAGAAUUGGAUUCAGUCGUUCGUAGCAUUUGUGAAUGAUGAUGCAGAAUACGAAUUUGGGACGCAUCAAAGAGAUGAGAUGAAAGUCGCUACCCCCGAGGGCAAAAUUGCAGUCCAAAAAGAUCAGCGAUGGGAUGAACUGGUGAAGUUGGGAGAGAUUUUCGCUAGCGAUGUUUAA